Westerdykella ornata is the source of this 3727-nucleotide messenger RNA. RefSeq lists its product as uncharacterized. Lineage: Eukaryota; Fungi; Ascomycota; Dothideomycetes; Pleosporales; Sporormiaceae. Gene Ontology annotation, biological process: protein folding in endoplasmic reticulum. The record is from RefSeq and is a predicted model, not a curated record. The transcript has a single exon. Gene Ontology annotation, cellular component: membrane; cytoplasm. Bases 159 to 3245 code for a protein of 1028 amino acids.
GCAAGAGACGUGGCCACCCGCACCAGACCGCCCUCCGCCGCAGAAGACACCUCCAGUUUUUGCCGGUAGAUAGCUGUCAUCAUCUAUGCAGUCCGUCGACGUACACCUGCAGACCUCUCCUCCAACCACUAUCGCUUGUUGAGCUAUGCGCCCAAGCAAUGCUCACGAUUGGCGCACCCCUCCGCAAAUGGACGCCCCUCCUUCUGCUCUGCAGCCUCGCGGCUCUCGCGCAAACGACAGAUAACACCACCACCACGGUGGAAUCGAGUUCCAACGUAUCCGUAACUUCUCUGCAAACAUCGACGAAGUCUCCUUCUCCCACGCGAUCAUCGCCGGGCACGCCGCCUUCGACGUCGUAUGAGUCGACCUGCGCUUUUCGCACGAUCAACUAUAUAAUACACACGCUACCUCAGCAAUGUGCAAAGACGACUUGGUCUCCUCCUUCUCCUACGGCGGAAGCUGGGGUGCAAGAACCAUCCGUCGCAUGGGCUGGAAUACCAUGGGUUAGGGACAUAUCUGCUGAAAAUGCGUCCGCAAUCCAACAAGGCACCUAUGCAGCGCCAAACGGAACGACAGCGACGCGGAUAGCUGAUGCUGCGGCGGCGAGCCCUGUAGGGUCUGCGGAUACUGAGGCCGAAACCGAGACAGACUCUCUCCUCGACAGUGCCAAGUUUCUGUCCUUUGAGGAAUGGAAGAAGAAGAAUCUGGCUCGGGCAGGGCAGUCUCCAGAGACUGUCGGGCAGGGCCGCGCUGCAUCUUCUGAGGCGAGAACACGCCACAGACCGGUCAAUGUGAAUGCAAUGGACGCUCUAGGGGAAGAGUCGGAGAUUGAUAUCGAUUUCAGUGGCUUUGUGAACAGCGAUGGGGCAACGAGUGACGGGCCUUCUCCUGCAGAGCCUGUUGGUGCGGCCGACGCAACCAAGUCCGACGACGAGGGUGACAAAGUGGCACCCACCUCCUUUGCGCUCAGCAAAGACGCUGGGAAGACAUGCAAGGAACGGUUUAAUUAUGCCUCCUUCGACUGUGCAGCGACCGUACUCAAGACCAACGACAAGGCCAAGAGUUCCACUGCUGUUCUCGUGGAGAACAAGGACAGCUACAUGCUGAACGAAUGCUCGGCGCAGAACAAGUUCAUCAUUGUCGAGCUCUGCGACGAUAUCCUCGUGGACACGGUCGUUCUCGCCAACUACGAGUUCUUCUCCUCCAUGUUCCGCCACUUUCGUGUCAGCGUCUCUGACCGAUAUCCCGUGAAGCUGGACCGAUGGAGGGUCCUGGGUACCUUUGAGGCUCGCAAUUCUCGGGACAUUCAGCCUUUCCUGAUCAAGGAACCUCAGAUAUGGGCGCGGUAUCUACGCAUUGAAUUUCUCAGCCACUAUGGCAGCGAGUUCUACUGUCCUAUCAGCCUGCUCCGAGUGCAUGGUACGACCAUGAUGGAGCAGUUUAGACGUGAAGAGGAGCAAGCGAGAGGUGAUGACGAUUUUGUGGAACCGAUAGAGGUGGCUGAUGGAGAUGCUGUCAAGACCGCCGUUGCUGUGGUAGAUCACGAGACUCUCGUUCCUGCGGAGCAGCCUCCCAUCGACAAGGAGAGAGCCCAGGCCGUGGUACCGGGAGAGAAGCCCGAUUCCGAGAACACAACUACUGUAGGAGAUGCUUCAUCAACCGAUGUCACCGAUGGUACCAAAGCAGCAUCAGAGCGUGCUGAGGAUCAUACAUCAUCCCAUGACUCCUCCUCUGCCGCCGAUUCAGGGACUGGGCAGCCAUCAAACCCAUCCAUGGCGGAUUCGGGACUUGGAAACAUCACCGGCUCUGCAAGAGAUUCCGCUUCAGAGAAAGAGCCCAACAAGGAUACAACAUCCUCGUCGCACUUCACAGACGAAACUUCUUCUUCCUCCACCGGGAUAGAUAACAACAGUGUAACCAUCCCAACCGAUCAACAAGCCGGCCCCAAAACAUCUCUCAACGAUUCGAACAGCACACCAUCCACCACCGGCUCCAGCAGGUCUACCGACUCCACUCCUCCCAAUCCCCAACCCCCGUCUCAACCCCAUCAGCCACGUGCGUCCUCCCCAACCCAACCCUCGCCCCCGGCCCCGACAACCCAGGAAUCCUUCUACAAAUCCAUCCACAAACGCCUCCAACAACUCGAAGCCAACUCGACCCUCUCGCUCCAAUACAUCGAAUCGCAAUCCCUGCUCCUCCGCGACGCCUUCAUCAGCAUCGAGAAGCGGCAGGUGGCCAAGACGGAGAAGUUCCUGGCGCACCUCAACGCGACGGUGAUGCAGGAACUCAAGAGCUACCGCGCGCUGUACGAGCAGCUGUGGCAGAGCACGGUGCUGGAGCUGGAAGGGAUGAAGGAGAGGCAGAGGCGGGUCGAGGAGGAGGUGGGGACGCGGCUGGGCAUCGUGGCGGAUGAGCUCGUGUGGCAGAAGAGGAUGGCGUUGGUGCAGAGUACGCUCCUGCUGCUCUUCUUUGGGGUGGUGCUGUUUGUGAGGAGUGGGCCUUUGGGGGGUGCGGGUGCUGCGCAGCAACAGCAGCAGGGUCGGACAGAGAGGCAGGUGGGAGGGUAUGGGGAGAAUAUGUAUACUCGCCUGUUUGACAUUUCGCCGCCCAGGAGUCCGCGUGAGGGGGAGAGUUAUGGGCUGUUGAGACGGCGACGCACGUUUAGGGAUAUGUGGCGCGGGAGUGGUGGUGGGAGUCAGGGGAGCGAUACGAGUCCUCCGGGGUUGUUGGGCGCGGGGGGGAGAGAACGCGGACAUGGGCGCGGACAUGGCAGUGAUGGAGCCGUGGGCGUGAGCGAUGUCGAUACUGAGGGAGCGAGGAGUCCGGUUGUCGAGGGGUUCUCGAGCCCGGAACCAGGGCCGGCUGAGCUUGCGCGGUCGCCGGCACGUGAGGAUGAGGAGGAGAAGGAAGUGGAUCGUGUGGGUGAUGGUGCGACGACGACGGCGACGGUGAAAGAGAUAGGGGAGGUGGACACGGGGCUCUUGACUCCGGUUACGAGUAUCACGUCGUCUGAGACGUACAGGCAGACUCCGGAGGAGCCUGCAAGUAGUAGUAGCAGCAGCAGCAGCAGGGCGAAUGUACGGCUCGGAGAGGAAGCGAGACUGGAAGUGUUGGCUACGCAGUCGGGACCCGCGACGCCGAGGGGGAGGAGGGAUGUCAGGGCUAGCUGGGAGGUGGUGGGUGAGGCGGUUGAGAGGCUUGCGGAGGAUGAAAAGGAGGGUGGAUUGGGAGGGGAGGGGAACUAGGAGUCUGCCUGGAAGGUUGGAGAGGUGUGCGUGUGAUGAUGGCCGUAGUGUUGGUUAUGAUGACGACGCCGCCGACGAUGGUAAUGAUAAUGCGGAAUUGCACGAGGAAGCUCGAGAUGCGUCCUGUGGGUUUCGGGCUUGAUGGUGUUGCCGGCGUUGUGGUACUCUUUUCCUCCUUUCCAUCAUUUUUUGGUCCUGCAUCGUCUGUCUGUGUCUGGGUUGCGGAUACCAACUUGUUCACCCGUUUUUUCUGCAUAUUGGAUCUUGGUCGACUGUUAUUCUUUCUUUCUUUUUUUCCAGUUCUGUCGCAGCUUUCGCAGCGUUGAAGAGCGUAUUAAUCGCGUGCAUGAGCAUUCGUCUUUGGGGCGGUUUUACUGGGGUUGGUUGGGAUGCAUCGUCGAUAGGUAUACUUUCUACUGUGGUUAGUAGCUUCGGCUUCUUCGUAAUGUUCAAUAGCAUAUGGGAUGUUUUCUUGAUUUGAC